Molecule: messenger RNA, 1662 nt
Organism: Humulus lupulus (European hop)
Lineage: Eukaryota; Viridiplantae; Streptophyta; Magnoliopsida; Rosales; Cannabaceae
Product: putative UPF0481 protein At3g02645
Exons: 4
Coding region: 1-1662 (553 amino acids)
Source: RefSeq, a predicted model, not a curated record
AUGAGGGAUUUUCCAUCUAACAAGAUAAAAGAUUUGGCUUCUGAAAAUGAAGACUGGUGUCAACAAAAUGAGUCAGUCAUGGCUACAAAAUCUAAAUAUUUUGUGGAUACCAUCUCUGUAAUCUUCAACAAAGAUGAUCUAGAUAUUCCCGUUAGCAUCUUCAAAGUGCCCACCUCUCUAACUCGACUCAACCCUGAAGCUUAUGUACCAAAACUGGUGGGGUUGGGUGCCAUCCAUCACUUGAGGCCUGAGCAUGGACAGAUGCAAAUGUCCAAGGCCAUGAAGGCCAAGAGAAUCCAUCAGAAAUUUCAAGACCUCGAUUUUCAUAAGCUUAUUGAGCUUCUUCAGGAGAUGGUAGUUCCCUCUGUACGAGCUUCUUAUAACAUGUACUUGGAGAUAGCUGACGAUGCUCUUGCUUGUAUAAUGGCCAUAGAUGGUUUGUUUCUGUUUGAUUUACUUUGCUGUUAUGGAAUCAAGAAAGAAGAUUAUUUAUACUCAAGAUUUUUGAGUCAUGUGAUGGAUUAUUCUGGGAGGAGAUUGGCCAAAGAUAGGACACUGAGAGAAGUUAUGAUGCUUGAGAAUCAAAUUCCUUUCUCUGUGUUGAGGACUAUCUUGUUCAUAGAAUCGUCAAAAUUUGAAAUGGUGAGUGAAGUUUUGCCAAAAGUCUUGGUGGGUUUUUGCCAAUAUGUCUCACCAUUUGACAUAGUGGCUGAUUACCCAUCUUACAAGACUCUAAACCAUGCCCAUUUGUUGGAUCUUCUUUACCAUUUGAUCAUGCUCAAUGCCUCUCCUGGAAAUAAUCUUAGAGAAGAAAAGAAGGAGCUUCAGUCGUUGAUAGAACUCUUUGAGAAAGUGAAUAAAAUCCAAGUUCCAAAAACUGACAUCAGCAUCAGUACAGAAGAAGAAAAUAAAAACAAAACUUUAUGGGCAAUGCCAGGGGAGUCUGCAUGUGAACUGUUAAUGCCUUCUGUAUCUUCAAUUGCAAUAUCUAGCAAACUUUCCGAACAGAGCUUCAACAUGUUACAAAAUCUAAAGACGAAACCUUCAUUCCAAGAGCCUCGAAGCUACAUAAAGCCGGGAGUAAAAUUUGUACCAGCUCACAUUAAAAGCAUCAAAUUUGACUCAAAAAGCAUCUCCUUUCACCUACCCUCAAUCAAACUAAGUGGAAAUUCAGAGGUUAUUAUCAAGAACUUGGUUGCAUACGAGGCUUUGAGGUAUUAUGAGACAGAACCGCUGGUUCUAACAAAGUAUGUGGAAAUUAUGAGUCAUCUUAUAAGGACUUAUGAAGAUGUUAAAGUGCUUAAGGAUAAUGGGAUUAUAGAAAUGGAUCAGUCCAUCAGUGAGAAACAAGUGGCGAAAGUGCUCAGUGGGAUGACAAAGUCCAUACAGUCAACGAAUACCGAGAGCAUAAACAAAGAUAUUGAAGGCGUGAAGAGUUACUACAAUGGUUUAUGGAAGGUAUCAGCUAGGAGAUUCAUCAAAAAGGGGCGGUGGAUUGCCGGACAAUGGUGCAAAAUCUUGGCUGUUGUGUUGUUGCUAUUGCUGGCAGGGUUUCAAGCAUUUUGCUCAGUCUAUGAAUGUAGUCGUCUGUCAUUUGACAGCAGCUACUCUCAGCUAUCGCAGCAAGGCUUGGGAGUAGUUUCCAUGAGGUCUUCUGAGUAG